Molecule: messenger RNA, 741 nt
Organism: Symbiodinium necroappetens
Lineage: Eukaryota; Dinophyceae; Suessiales; Symbiodiniaceae
Source: the annotation of a GenBank genome assembly
AUGUUCAGUUGCGAGUGUCUGACCGUCCGUGUAGCAUGUAGCCCAGUGGAGCACAGAAUGGCAACUUUGGGCCCCGGGAUCCUGGUGGAGGGUAACUCCGAAGAAGAGUCUGCCGUAUUGCGAGAGGAGAUCUUGCACAAAGCAGGUCUGCUGACGAGGUUUGGCCUGCAGGAGGAGAUCGCAGAGCAGCCGACACAGCCUUCGCUGCCUGCACCGGAGCCUGCAGGUUCUGAUCAGGAGGACGAUGACACUUUCAUCGUGGUGAAAAGCGAGUUUCUGAAGCUGGAGGACCCUGAACUGCCACUCUCGGAUGAGACCCUUUCCCGGCUGCUCGAUGUGCCGGAGGCAGCGGCUGUGCGAGGAAACAGCGAGCUUGCAAAGGAGCUUCUUGCUGUCGACAGCACCCAGUUUCCAAACUUGUGCUUGCAGAUAAAGUCCUUCCUGGACAUCGGCAGCGACGAGGACUUCGUUUACCGUGAGGAGGUGUCCAAACUGAGGGCCCUUCGCGCAGCGCAGCGCGCAAAGCUCUCGGCGUCGUCAUGGGAUGCGGACCUGGCGUGGAUCUCCCAGCUGCUGCCCUGGGUGGCACUUUUCUUUCUAUGUUGGCUCCUCUACUAUAUUGCCAACCCUACGAAUGACAUCGUUCCAGAAGGUCGCAUGCCGACCUUGGACGAGUGGUUACAGAAGAAAGCUCCCAAUCUUGCGGGUAGCUGGGGCGGCCGGGCUCCACCCCCACGCCAG